AUGGAUUCAUAUCAAGGUUGCGAAACGAGUCUAUCGCAGAUAGACUUACAAGCCAAAUUGGAGUCCCCAAUGCCAUGGAUUGGCAUGUAUAUUGCAGCAGCUUCUGUAGUCUGCUCCCUUGCAAUGGCAGCUGAUGCAUUCCAUGGUUUUCGUAGUAAAAUGCUGUGGUUCCCAUGUAAGUACUUCUCUUUCAAUGCCAUGUCUUUGACACUAUUAGCUGUCGCAUUGAAACUACCAGUGGAUCUUACAUCUGAUACGUCUGGGAUGCAUGAAAUCCUUGCACGGGUUAGUAGCCUCGUUUUCAUGUCAACUGCGAUGGCAAAUUUUAUGACAUCUUUGGGAUCCAUGGACGAUAAUGAGAUGCUACUAAAUCUAGCUGCUUUAGGUAUUAUGAUAAUUACAGUCAUCGUCAAUGUUUGUAUCCACUAUAAACAAAUCAGUCACUAUGUUGGUUUUAGUAUUGGCGAAGAAAUUGUAGCAACGGGUUUUAUCUUUCUUUCACUUGUUAUGUUUUGUUCUUCGGCUUUGACCGUUCUAACUACCAGAAAUUACAUAGAACGCAUGUACCAAGAAAUGCGCAAAAUAGCUUUAGAUGAAGAAAACGUGGAUGGACCAAAAAUUCCAGUUGACAAAUUGAGACUAGUGGUCAAAAAAUAUUGGGUGAUGGCAGCAACAGGAUGCCCCCAGUUUGUAAUGGCACGUAGUGUGACUUGCACUGCUUCAGGUUUGAUGUGCCUAUUUGUUGCUAUCACUUUAGCAGAAGUUCAUAUUCGGAUGCCAAUAGUAUGCCAAGAAGAUGAGUUCACUUCUACCUAUAAGUGGUCUAUCAAAUGGAUUCUAUACGUUCAGUCAAUUGGAGUAGCAUUGGGUACAACUGCCCCUGCAUUCAGAUGGUUUACCGCUGCCCGGUAUAAGUGUUCUGAUUUAAACAGGAAAAGCUUCAAAAACGAGUUGAAAAUCGAGACUUACUGGAUUCAGAGACUUGUGGACUGGAGAGAAAGCUCAUUACCUUUACAAAUUCAACACGAAAAGUGGAAAAAAUUUCUUCAUGCUGUAAGAAGACUAGUUCUGAAUUGCUGCAUUGGAGUGCAGAUUCUAUUGGUUUGGGCAAGCAAAAUUGUUCUUCUCAUUUCUGCCUUGUUCUUCCACCACAUCAAGAAGCUGAAUAUAAUUGUUAUUGGUGCUUCUAAUAAUAACGGAGGAUCGGAAUCUGGUGGCGAUGCACAGUUGGACAUCACGCGUUAUGUUCUUCUACUUCCAGGAGAGCCUGGAAUUCCCAAAGAGACCCUUGAAAACAUCUGGAAUGAGGCGCUGGACCUAACUGUGAUAAUAGAAUGUGGUCUUCCGGGUCACGAUCCCGUGGAAUAUCUUCAUCUGACUCUUGUGUAG
This is a messenger RNA of Fraxinus pennsylvanica, 1389 nucleotides long. Lineage: Eukaryota; Viridiplantae; Streptophyta; Magnoliopsida; Lamiales; Oleaceae. The record is from the annotation of a GenBank genome assembly.